AUGACUACGUCGGUCCGCUACAAUGAUUUCCACCUAUCACCGCCUCGGGAGUACUUUCUGCCCAGCAACCCCGUGAUACGACCAGGUGACAUCACUAGGAGAAGUAUAUCCCUGGCUGAGGUGGUGAAUAUGAAGGAAACUCAUUUGGCGGCUGAAAGGAAGAGUCAUGAGAAAAUUCUGGAGCAAGACGCCCUCACGCGGUUGCGGUGUGAGAAGACCUUCGACGAUUUGAAGCAAACGAAUAUACGAUGCCAUGAGCAAACAGAGAAGGUGAACCGACGGAUAGAAUCGGUGUUGGCUGUGGAGCCGCGGCUCAGUGGUAAGAAUCUGUGCUAUCAUCCGAGGCUCGAGGAGCGUUGUGAGUAUCUCGGAAAGGAGCUCGAGGUUGCCAAGAAGGAGAAAGUCGAAGCCCGGCGACAAUUCACCGAAUGCCAGGCUCGUAUCGAAGCGGAGGUUGCUAUAAAGCGAGCGAGCGAACGUGAGGUUUCUGGCAAGGAGUCCCUCAGGCGGCGAAUUAUUGAGAAAGAUGUUGCGGCCAGACGGGGGGACUUGGAGAGGCGGAAGAGUCAGGUUCGGCAUGAGAGGGCUAAUGUGCAUCAAAUUGACAGGAAAGUGCAGGGGCUGGCAAAGACGGAUAUAAAUCUCUCGAGUCUGUCUGCGGGGUCGAUGAAGACCUGUUUAGAAAAGGCGAGAAACGAGUUCUCAUUUUUGCAGUCACAAUUGGUGGAGAUGGAGCUAGCCUGGAAGAGACUCCCAGAGGAUCGGGCGAAGCUGUUCUUACAAGCACAGGAGCUGUAG
Messenger RNA from Perkinsus marinus ATCC 50983, 798 nucleotides. RefSeq lists its product as hypothetical. The transcript is spliced from 9 exons. Bases 1 to 798 code for a protein of 265 amino acids. Lineage: Eukaryota; Perkinsozoa; Perkinsida; Perkinsidae. The record is from RefSeq and is a predicted model, not a curated record.